This is a messenger RNA of Papaver somniferum (opium poppy), 5033 nucleotides long. Its product is annotated as RNA polymerase II C-terminal domain phosphatase-like 3. NCBI's taxonomy places the organism in Eukaryota, Viridiplantae, Streptophyta, Magnoliopsida, Ranunculales, Papaveraceae. Gene Ontology annotation, molecular function: RNA polymerase II CTD heptapeptide repeat phosphatase activity. Bases 287 to 4342 code for a protein of 1351 amino acids. The record is from RefSeq and is a predicted model, not a curated record. Gene Ontology annotation, cellular component: nucleus. The transcript is spliced from 11 exons.
CCACAUCAUCAUCGUUUUGAGGAUCUGAAUCCCCUCUGUUCUGCUGUGUACUUUGAAAAAAGAAAAUAAAAAUAAAAAUCUAGGGUUUCAUAAUCUUCCUUAGAAGAAGAUCAAAAAAAUACCUAAUUUGUCGAUUUAACUCUAAAAACCCCAUAACCACAACGAAAUCUGUAUAAGCGUUGUAUUUUUUUUUUAUAAUUUUGUUUGGGGGUUUUGUUGAUUUAGAUCUAUAGAUCUAGUUAGAAUCAAAAUAAUUUAUCCUCUUUGAUUGAAUUGAAAUAGACUGAUGAGCGUAAUUGGAUUUAUUAACCCUAGAGAUUUGAUGGGUAAAGAAGUAGAGGGAGAAGGAGAAGGAGAGAUUUCGAUUGUUGUAGAUGUAGAAGAAGGUGAGAUUUCUGAUGAUGAUAAUCAACAGGAAAUUAAUGAUAACGACGAUAAAGUUGUAGAAGAAGAACUUAUAGUAGUAGAAGAAGAAAAGGUUAAGGAAGAAGAAAAGGCCAAGGAAGAAGAAAAAGAAGAAGCCGUAACAAAACCUGUUAUUAGGGAAGAAUCAAAACGUAUGGUUUGGACAAUGGAAGAUCUAUUCAAGUAUAAUCAAGUUUUUCCAAGGAAUUUCGCAACACCGAUGUAUAAUUAUGCUUGGAAACAAGCUGUUCAAAAUAGACCAUUGAGGAAUGUUGAUGAGGAUAAUAUAAAUGCGGCGGUGGCAGCAACGUCAGUUGUAAUUGAAAUCAGUGAUGAAGGUGUUGUUGUAAAUGAUGUUGAUAGUGAGAAAGAAGAAGGUGAAAUUGAAGAAGGAGAAAUUGGUGAUAAUGAUACAGAGAUGGUUGAGGGAACUGUAGUAGAAUCAAAUCUCAAUGGUAUAUCUAGUAGUACCACUGAUGAUAAUGAGAAUGAGGAGAUUAAAUCAAUUCGACAAGUUAUACAACUCAUUAUAAAUGCAAAAAAUGUCGGAAAACCAUUUGGUGGCGCAUGUGGUGAACUUUGGACGUCUUUGGAUAAAUUGCAGAAGUUUGUUCUGAAUAACGGGACUUCAUCAUCUGUUAACAGUCUCAUUCAGCAGUCUGUUGCUGCGUUACAAGCUGUUAAAUUUGUGUACUGUACUAUGAAUUUUAAAGAACAAACACAAUAUAAAGACGUAUUCUCAAGGUUGCUAGUCCAUGUGAAGACUCAAAAUGCCAGUCUUUUCUCGUCGGAGCAGAUGGAAGAGUUAGAAGACAUCAUACAGUCACUGGAAAAACAAAAAGAGAUACUAGAAAAGAACGGUGCAAAUCAAAAUGAUCAUGAAGCAAAUCCUAGUCUAGGCAUGAAUCGGAUUGAAUCUGGAAUUGUAGGCAAAAACCCUCUCCAAGAGAAGAAUGGUGCAAGUCAAAAUGGUCAUGGAGAAAAUCCUCAUCUUGGAACGAAUCGGAUUGAAAUCGGAAUUGUAGGAGAAAACCCUCCUCAUGUUCUGAAUUCUUCAAAGAAGUCCCUUUUGGAACCAAUAUCUGUUAAGCACAAUGACCAGAGUAAUGUGAAAGUUGGGUCUGGUAUAUUUCAAUCAGGACCUCUAUCCGGUCUCAAGAGUAGAGGGGGCUUUGGUCCAUUGCUAGAUCUUCAUAUGGAUCACGAUGUGGAUGAUCUUCCAUCACCCACGAGGGAUGCCCCAAAGCCUUUCCUGAUACACAAACCACAGGUUCAACAUAGAGAUCAUGGGAUGGAUAGGUUUCCGUCUCCGACGAGGGAGACUCUGAGACCCGUGCAGGCAAACAAACCACAAGCUGUUGAAAGUCGACCAGUUAAGUCAGAUGGAACAGAAAUGCAUCCUUAUGAAACGGAUGCUCAUAAAGCAGUUUCAACCUACCAACAGAAAUUCGGUCAGACUUCACUCCUUCAGAGUACUCUGCUCCCAAGCCCAACACCUUCCGACGAAGGUAAUGAGGAUGAAGAUGAUCUUAAAGGAGAGGUUUCCAGUUCCAGUGUCAGUAAUGGUGGAGCUGUUAAUCCAUCAGUUCCUUUGCAAGCUGCAAGUGUGUAUGCUGCUUUCCAGAAUAAUGGCCCUUGUAGACAGGGAACAGAGAUAAAUCCUGUUGUAGCACAGAAACAGAGCAGAGGGCGAGAUCCAAGGCGGGAUCCGAGGCGUCAAAAUCUUGGCUCCGAAGUUGGUUCUGGGGAUCUCAACCUACGUUCAGCAUAUCUUGAACAUAAUCCACCUACUAGUGGAACCUUAGAAGAAAUUAUUAACACGAGGAAAAACAAAAGUGUUCCCGAGUCUGUACUGGAUGGUCAUACCUUGAAAAGGCAAAGAAAUGGAUUGACAAGAUCCACAGUUUCUGGAACCGGAGGAUGGGGUGAAGACACUAGUGUGCGCCCCCAGCCUACUCUCGCGAACCAAGUGACGGAGUCCAUCGGUAGUAGGGAUCCUAGGAAAUUUGGAAAUGGAGGAUGGGGUGAAGACAGUGUCACGCGCCCCCAACCUACUCUUGCAAAUCAAGUAGGAGAGUCCAUUCGAAGUAGUGAUCCUAGGAAAUUUGGAAAUGGAGAAGUUGUCCUUGGCCAGAGACAGGAUAAUGGUGGUAGGAACUUAACUGCGGGAGCUGGAAAAGAGCAGUUAUCGCUGAUAGGUAAUGGUAAUAUGGGUUCCUUACCUUCACCACUGAAGGAUAUUGCUGUGAACCCGAUGUUGAUCAGUCUACUAUUGGAACACCAACGAUUACAGAAGUCUAAUAAUUCAGCCCAAAACCUGGUAACUAGUUCCAGUUUGAAUGGUUUUCCAGGAUCCAUUCCCAUGGCAAAUAUUCCUUCUUCAAAGUCUUCAGAGAUCGAUCAAAAAUACUCAGUGAAACCUCAGGUUCCCGGCCAAGCAAUUUCAACGGGAGAUUCUGGAAAAACUCGUAUGAAAUUGCGUGAUCCGCGACUUGCAGCCCGCAUGAACACAUGCCAAAAGAAUGAGUCAUUGGGACCUCUGGAACAAUUAAAAACAUUUGGAGCUCCAUCAUCACUAACCCAGGAUAGCCGGGAGAAUCUAAUUGUUAGACAGCAAAGUGUGCAAGCCCAAGCAAAUUCCGUGCCUUCUGGUGCACCAGACAUCUCUCAGCAAUUCACGAAGGAACUAAAAAGUCUCGCAGAUAUACUCUCUGCCUCUCAAGCACCCUCAGUAGUUCCUCUAACAGUGUCUUCGCCAAUAAUUCCAAUUAAGACUGACACAACUGAGAUGAAAACUGUAGUAACAGAAUCUAAGGAUCAGGAAAGUGGAACUGUAACAGCACCUGUAGAAAGGAUAGUGCAGCCAACACAGAACACGUGGGGAGAUGUUGAACAUUUAUUAGAAGGGUACGAUGAUCAAGAGAGAGCUGCUAUUCAUAAAGAGAGAGCAAGGAGGAUGGAAGAACAGAACACAAUGUUUGCAGCCCGUAAGCUCUGCCUUGUCUUGGAUCUUGAUCACACGCUUCUUAAUUCAGCCAAGUUUGUCGAAGUAGACCCCAUUCAUGAAGAGGUCUUGAGAAAGAAAGAAGAGCAGGAUCGUGAGAAGCCACAUAGACAUCUUUUUCGCUUUCCCCACAUGAGAAUGUGGACCAAAUUGCGGCCAGGAGUCUGGAAUUUCCUUGAGAAGGCUAGCAAGCUUUACGAGCUUCAUUUGUACACAAUGGGGAAUAAGUUAUAUGCCACUGAGAUGGCCAAAGUGCUUGAUCCUAGCGGAGCUUUAUUUGAAGGACGAGUAAUUUCGAAGGGAGACGAAGGAGACCCAUAUGAUGGUGAUGAGAGGCUGCAGAAGAUUAAGGAUUUGGAGGGUGUUCUGGGAAUGGAAUCAAAUGUAGUGAUCAUAGAUGAUUCUGUUAGAGUGUGGCCUCAUAACAAGCUCAAUUUGAUAGUUGUGGAGAGAUACACUUAUUUUCCGUGUAGUAGGCGGCAGUUUGGACUAAUGGGCCCUUCUCUUCUUGAGAUAGACCAUGACGAACGGCCAGACGAAGGAACUCUUGCCUUAUCUUUGGCGGUAAUUGAGAGAGUGCAUCAAAACUUUUUCUCUCACAAGUCCUUAAAUGACUUGGACGUCAGAAGUAUCCUUGCUGCAGAGCAAAGAAAGAUUUUGGCUGGUUGUCGUAUAGUUUUCAGUAGAAUUUUUCCUGUGGGUGAGAUGAAUCCCCAACUACACCCACUUUGGCAGUCAGCUGAACAGUUUGGUGCUGUAUGUUCAACCCAGAUUGACGAACAUGUUACACAUGUAGUUGCCAAUUCUCUUGGAACAGAUAAGGUUAAUUGGGCUUUAAACACUGGGAGAUAUGUUGUCCACCCCGGCUGGGUAGAAGCUUCAACAUUGUUGUACCGAAGGGCGAAUGAGCAUGAGUUUGCUGUGAAAAUAUAAACAGAUCCACCCUCCCAAACUCAGGAAAUGUCAUCCUACACUGGCAAACUGAAAACCCUGUAGAACACACUGGUAGGAUAGGAUCAAUCUGGGAUUGUUAAAGAGGGCUGGCUUGGGUCAAUCUGGUCAAGGCAGGCUGACAUUUGAUACACUUAACUGUGUCCUCCCCUUGGUUAUACCGGUAAGCUAGCCUUUGCACCGGAUACCCUAACUGAAGAAUGACCGGCUUCAGCGAGAUAAUGGUGCAACAUGUGUGUGUGUGUGUGAGAGAGAUAUCAGUGAUUCAGAGUGGUGGUACAUAGGUUGGUCUCAAGGGUUCUUUUGAAAUAUGGUUCGGAGCUUGAACUGGAAGUCUUUCGUACUCCUUGACCAGUGUUAUGAUGAUCUCACGUGAAACAGGGAAUACGGCCUUGCAAUCAUGGGUAAUAUUUUCCAAUGCUUACUCGGGAUGAAGCACCUAGUGUAACAUCACACAUAAAUUAAAGAAAACGGGUAAACAGUCAAGUAGAGACAUAAAAAUGAAGGAAAAACACCUGAAAAAUCGUUAUCUAUAAAUGGCCUCAUAAGAAUGUAAAAAGGGAAACAUUUAUAGAUAAAAAAGGGGAAAGAUAAGGCUCCACUAACCCUGAUUUCUUUGGAACGGUUUGUUUGUGUUUUGGAAAGAAUUGUUUAACAGGGAAAUAUGUGCUGA